Messenger RNA from Spea bombifrons (plains spadefoot toad), 1352 nucleotides. It is a transcript of the gene CRYZL1, whose product is annotated as crystallin zeta like 1. The transcript has 13 exons. Lineage: Eukaryota; Metazoa; Chordata; Amphibia; Anura; Pelobatidae. Bases 193 to 1239 code for a protein of 348 amino acids. The record is from RefSeq and is a predicted model, not a curated record. Gene Ontology annotation, molecular function: oxidoreductase activity.
GAGGAUGUAAAAGGAAGGCGGGGCAGAUAUAGGUUGACUGGUGAUUGACAUUGAUCUGGCGGCUUUUUUUUUUAUUUUAUUUAUUUGAUUUUACCGAACCUCAAAUCCGCUACGGCGCCAGGAAAAUUUAGGAACGCAAAGAGGGAACUCAUUAUUCAUCCGCGUAAGGAUUGGUUCAUUAUUCAGGUCGACAUGAAGGGAUUAUAUUGUCAGCUGAAAUCUUCAGCCCCCGAAGAAAUGUUUUUAUUUCAGGAAGUGGAUAAUACUCCGCGGCCUAGUGAACACCAUGUGAAAGUCCAAGUGAAAGCUUGUGCACUGAGUCCCAUCAACAUAAAGCUGCUAUCCGAAGUGGAGAUGAGCAGAGAGUUUGCCCCAGUUGGAAGAGAAGUGACCGGCGUCAUUUUAGAAGUUGGAACCAAGGUGUCCUUUUUCCAGCCGGAUGAUGAAGUAGUUGGCAUCUUGCCGCUCGACGCAGAAGACUCCGGGCUUUGUGAAGUUCUCUGGGUACACGAGCAUCAUUUGGUUCUCAAGCCAGAAAAGGUUAGCUGGAUGGAGGCUGCCGGCGCUGUCCGCGAUGGUUUAUCUGCCUAUACAGCAUUGCAUACCCUGGCUCACCUCGGACCAGGAAAAUCUGUGCUGGUGAUAGACGGUGCGAGUCCAUUCGGAACGCUUGCUAUCCAGUUAUCGCACCACAGAGGAGCCGCGGUGAUUGCUACAGCGUAUAGCGAUGAAGACAAGCAGUAUUUAGAGAAACUUAAACCGCGUAUAGCUCGUGUGCUCGAUAUGUCUAAAGGGAACGUGGAGCUAGCGGAGAGCUGCUUGGAGGAGACGGGGGGUCUUGGAGUGGACAUUGUAGUUGAUGCUGGAGUGAUUCUGUACAAAAAGGAGGACGUGAUUACCAAACCGCAGCCUCGUCCGCACAAACAUGACAUCAUUUCGCUUCUCGCCGUGGGAAGCCACUGGGUAACGAGACAGGAGAAUCUCCAGCUGGACCCACCGGACAGCCGGACCCUCUUCCUUAAAGGAGCAUCGCUCUCUUUUCUCAAUGACGAAGUCUGGAAUUUAUCUCAUGCACAGCAAGGGAGAUAUCUCCAUAUCCUAAAAGACGUGAUGGAAAAAACAUCGAGUGGAAUACUCAGGCCUUUGUUAGAUGACCCGGUUCCUUUGUACGAAGCGAAAGUCGUCAUGGAAAUGGUUCAGCGGAACGAGGUGAGGAAACGCCAAGUUGUCCAGCUCUGAGACCCGGUGGAGGACGUUGCUCUGGGGGUCCAGAUGGAGCCCCCACCUGCAGAUAAGCUGCUCCGGGAUCCUGAGAAAGGGCCGAAGGACGAAUCGUUACAAAGCCCCGUCUG